UUAACGUCAUUUAAAAUGUCAAAUUUCAGUCAUUUUCGAAACGUUUGCUACCAAAACUAAAGCGAAACAUAUUUUUAUUUUAAGUUUUUCAUAAGACAACUGUGUAACAAAUUUGUAAAAAUGUCAGUUUUCGACGGCGACAUAGAAUACCGCUCUGUGUACAUGGUGGAUUAUGAAGUUAAGAAAAAACCUAAGAGUCCUCGUCGCAAGGCGGUGGACGACGACUGCCUCAUCGUGGGCCUGAGCAGAGACAUGCUGAAGCCCAAAGACGAGAAGCAGAGACAUCCCGACGUACUCUGUCCAUUGACUCGCGAAUAUUACAAGGACGCUGUCAAAAGGUUUACAAAAGACUACCCGAAACUCACGAAGAAGUACAUGCAGAAUGACAUCGACCCGGUGCCCAUCGAGAACGAGAUUAAAGACCUCAAGAGGACCGAAUAUUUAACUAAAUACUGUUCUAGAGAUCUCCCCUUUAUGUCCGUGAACCUGACUCGUCGAGCGCGCGCGCUCCAGACCCUGCGCCUGCCAGACGACAUCAUCAUCCCAGACACCAGUCAGAGAGGAUCAUACCGCGCUCCGAGACCUGAGAAAUAUGCGGAGCCACCGUCGAGCAUGUCUAUGAAACCACGAUUUGAUGAUUCUUUGCAAAAGGAGCUGCGUAGAAUCUUGAGAGUGAACACUGGCGAGACAACGUACGGCGCAUGCCAUGGUUUGUUGGCGAAGGUGAUCUUAGAGAAGAAUCCCUUCGGCAAACCGCGCAAGGAGCCAAGAUACGGCCGCUGGAAGAACCCAUACAUGUUUACCUAUAGAAUAUGAUUCCAAUGCGAAAAUAAACUUCUUAAUUGGCAG
Molecule: messenger RNA, 849 nt
Organism: Spodoptera frugiperda (fall armyworm)
Lineage: Eukaryota; Metazoa; Arthropoda; Insecta; Lepidoptera; Noctuidae
Exons: 5
Coding region: 121-816 (231 amino acids)
Source: RefSeq, a predicted model, not a curated record